Gekko japonicus is the source of this 1613-nucleotide messenger RNA. RefSeq names its product guanine nucleotide binding protein (G protein), beta 5 (gene GNB5). Gene Ontology annotation, cellular component: heterotrimeric G-protein complex; cytoplasm. The transcript is spliced from 12 exons. The coding region runs from base 1 to 1083 and encodes 360 amino acids. Gene Ontology annotation, biological process: G protein-coupled receptor signaling pathway; G protein-coupled dopamine receptor signaling pathway. Lineage: Eukaryota; Metazoa; Chordata; Lepidosauria; Squamata; Gekkonidae. The record is from RefSeq and is a predicted model, not a curated record. Gene Ontology annotation, molecular function: protein binding; signaling receptor complex adaptor activity.
AUGUGUGACCAGACCUUUUUGGCUAAUGUAUUUGGUCCGUGUGACUACUGCUAUGAUGAACGUCCCCUCCGGGAGGUUUACCGCAAAUCAGAGAAAUUCAACUACUGCUCGCUCUGUGUUGAAAUGAGAGAAAUUCAUCAGGUGGCGGAGCGUGUGGAGGCGCUGGGACAGUUUGUGAUGAAGACUCGGAGAACGCUGAAAGGCCAUGGCAAUAAAGUCCUCUGCAUGGAUUGGUGCAAAGAUAAAAGAAGAAUCGUCAGCUCUUCCCAGGAUGGUAAAGUGAUUGUUUGGGAUGCCUUCACUACCAAUAAGGAACACGCCGUGACGAUGCCUUGUACCUGGGUAAUGGCCUGUGCCUACGCCCCGUCGGGAUGUGCCAUCGCUUGCGGUGGGCUGGACAAUAAGUGUUCUGUCUAUCCGCUGACGUUUGAAAAAAACGAGAACAUGGCCGCAAAGAAGAAGUCAGUCGCCAUGCACACAAACUACCUGUCGGCUUGCAGCUUCACAAACUCGGACAUGCAGAUCUUGACUGCUAGCGGAGACGGCACUUGUGCUCUCUGGGAUGUUGAAAGUGGGCAGCUGUUGCAAAGCUUCCAUGGGCAUGGGGCCGACGUCUUGUGUUUGGAUCUUGCUCCCUCGGAAACAGGAAACACUUUUGUCUCAGGGGGGUGUGAUAAAAAAUCAAUGGUCUGGGACAUGCGGACUGGCCAGUGCAUCCAGUCUUUUGAAACCCACGAAUCAGAUGUCAACAGCGUCAGGUACUAUCCAAGUGGAGAUGCUUUUGCCUCUGGCUCAGACGAUGCCACAUGCCGCUUAUAUGACCUCCGCGCAGACAGAGAAGUCGCUAUUUAUUCCAAAGAGAGCAUAAUCUUUGGGGCAUCCAGUGUGGACUUCUCUCUCAGUGGUCGCUUACUAUUUGCAGGCUACAAUGACUACACCAUCAACGUGUGGGAUGUUCUGAAAGGGUCACGUGUCUCUAUUCUGUUCGGGCAUGAGAAUCGCGUUAGCACUUUGAGAGUUUCAUGUGACGGGACCGCAUUCUGCUCGGGAUCAUGGGAUCACACACUAAGAGUCUGGGCUUAACCCUAAGCACUGACUCCAAACUAUGCGUCAAAACUGACAUCGUAGGACACAAAAAUGAAAUCUACAUUUUCAAAAAGAAACAGAAAUCUGCCACAAAAAGAAACAACCUGGAACAAUCUGGUAGUCAAACGAUUGAAUAAUAUUUUGCCAGGGUUAUCCAACCAUUGCCCAAACACGACUAGUUAGAGAAGGUAAUAAAUACACUUUUGUCAUACAGUGGGUGGUGGCGGUGGGGUCUGUGUGUGGUACAAUAAGUUGUUUUUAAUUCUGUUUUUGAAACGACCUUUAUUUCUUAGCAAAUAGUUUAACAAUUCCAAAAGCCAGACUUCUAUCAAAAUAACAUGUAAAACAGACUUUUGUGUUUUAGUGCACACUAUGUGUAUAGUAUUUUGCAUGAAUUAGAUUUCUUCUGAAAGUCAACUCAGAAAUAAUACAGACUCCUACCUUCGUCAAGGUUUCUUCAGGCUCAUUUGCACACUCCCAUAAAGGCAGCGAGAGAGAGAGAAUGCCUGACUCCCACUUUAUCUGCC